CGCCAGCCAAAGCCAACUAGGAAGGAACGCCCUCAAGAACGGCCCAUUUUGACGCACGUCAAUUACCAUUGGCUGUUUAUCAAGAUUAAUAAUCGUUAUUUGACAGAGAUUGGUGAACAUUGUCAUUUGACAAGUGUCAGCGCUACGAUUUUAUUAUCGCGAGAAUAUAGACUUUUUCCACUUCCUCAUAAGAAAUCGUUCAGCGCUGUAUGAAUUUCAAUAUAACUAAAAGUUAUAUAUUAUAUUACAUUUCCAUGGUAUUCUUUGGACUAUGGCGCUUGUACCAUAUGAUGGGAAUUAUUUGCCCGUGUUCUCCAAACUACAUAAAUCGUCUGCCGAGUUCCAUUUUGCUGACCACAAUGUCAGACUAACCCAGGACUGGAAUCAACUCGGAGUAGCUGCUGUCGUUUGGGAUGCAGCGGUAGUGAUGUGUAUGUACCUGGAGCUGGGACAGGUCGAGCUGACGGGGAAGGUUGCGAUCGAGCUGGGGGCAGGGACUGGACUGGUGGGCAUCGUGGCAGCUCUUCUAGGUGCCAAAAAAGUGACCAUCACAGACCGUGAGCCUGCCUUGGGCUUCCUUGCAGCCAAUGUGAAAGAGAACAUUCCCCCGGAUCAGCUAGGAGCAGUGGAGGUCUCAGAACUGACCUGGGGCCAGGGAUUGGAGCGCUAUCCCACAGGAGGCUUUGACAUAGUGCUGGGAGCAGACAUUGUUUACCUGGAAGACACAUUUCCAUCAUUACUGCAAACGAUGGAACACCUCAGCUCAGAGAGUAGUGUAGUGCUACUGGCCUGCAAGAUCCGCUACGAGCGAGACACUAACUUCCUGAGCAUGCUGAAGCAGCGCUUCACAGUACACGAGGUGCACUAUGACAAGGAAAGAGACAUUCACAUCUACAAGGCUGUGAAGCUUCCAGCAAGGAGAGAUCUGUAGGAACCAGUGAUUGAUGGGGGAUGUGAGGAGUUUGAAUCACAGUGGAUGGAUCAAUGUGCUGUCAAUCAUUGAUGGUUCAGGGAGCUACUACUCAUGAAUGGACAGCCAGUAAGAUGGUUCAUGGAGGAUGGUUUUGUUUCAUGCAGGGUUGUGUCCAGUAGGGAGAAAAUAUGGAGCCACAACCCAGCUACUAUGGGUGACUGUAAUUGUCUUAAUUUCAUUCAUCCUUUUUUGAUAAAAUGGAUUUAAACAAAUUAAGGCAUCUGAAAAAUAAUACCAGAAACACAUUUAUUAACAGCUGCCAAAAACAAAUAGUAGAAUCUGUAAUAUAAUUGUUUUUGCUUUUUUCAUACAAGUGAAUGCUGACAUUAAGAAAUACAAUGUUUACAAAAUAUGAACAGAAA
This is a messenger RNA of Salmo salar (Atlantic salmon), 1335 nucleotides long. RefSeq names its product protein N-lysine methyltransferase METTL21A. Gene Ontology annotation, cellular component: protein-containing complex; cytosol. The record is from RefSeq and is a predicted model, not a curated record. Lineage: Eukaryota; Metazoa; Chordata; Actinopteri; Salmoniformes; Salmonidae.